CAACACAAUUCUACUUUGUAUAUUCACGAUAGGGACGACCUGCCCCUGCUCGGAACAGCAGGAGAGUCAGGUAAAUAGGUUCUAUAAAGAUAAGGCCAAGCCUACUUUCCAAGGCCUCGUACACGAUGCAAUUCCAAGACUUCUCCCCUACGUGGUUCUAAAGCCUUACGGAGGCUUGUAAUAGGUAGACAGCGUUGGCCUCGCUUUGUGGUCUGUGAGGGUCUCAAGCAGGGAUAGUUGCAAACCCACGCUUCAUUGCGUCACCCGGUGAACACUAACGCCAAAAAAAAUACAACCCUCUACAUGUUCAUACGCAGAAGGCAGAGCACUCCUAUCCAAGGCGCCAUACUGCCUAGAAGAAACACCUACUUCCAUCCACUCCUAGCAAAGCUUACAAGAACUUGACCCGUCUCAAUGGGUGUCUCGGAUUGGAGGCAGACUCUCGGCCCCUACGGCCAUCAUGCCGUCGAUAUCCUGCGGGCGGAGUGGUAUCUGGGGUUGACGUCGUUUGGCGGGCCGCCGGUGCACUUCAAGAUUUUCCAUGACAAAUUCGUGGUCAAGUUGAAAUGGAUCGACGACCAAUUGUACCAAGAGCUUUUCAGCAUCUCCCAGGCCCUGUCCGGGCCGGCCAGCACAAAGAUGCUGUAUUGCAUCAACCUGAUCCACGACGGCGUUCUCGGCGCUCUGAUCGGGUUUCUCUUCUGGAGCCUCCCCGGCGCGCUGGGGAUGUACGCCCUGUCAAUCGGCGUCUCUAGCAUCGGGUCGACCCUGCCGCGCGCCGUGUACGCCCUGCUCUCGGGGCUCAACGCCGCCACCGUCGGCAUCAUCGCGCUGGCUGCCGUCGAGCUGUCCCGGAAGGCCGUCACCGACAAAGUCACGAGGACCCUGGUCUUUCUUAGCGGCGCCGCCGGCCUGCUGUACAACGCCCUCUGGUACUUCCCCGUGCUCAUCCUCGCGAGCGGCGUCGUCACCGUCGUCCACGACAAGCGCUGGCUGCACCGGCCCGUCAACGCGACACUGACCGCCGUAGGUUUCCGGAAGAGGAAAACCGCCCCUGCCGAGGAGGAAGGCCUCGACCCGAGGACGCACGUUCAACUCGAUCCCUUGAAAGGAGCCGGGGAAUUCCCCGUUGGCCAACAGCCGUCCGCCGCCGGUCCCUCCCCCGAGCUCCGCGUCGCUGAGCGGGCCGAUGACGGCGCAGAAGAACGCGACCUAGCCCCCGGCGCGCGUCGCGAAAACGAGCCCUCUCGAACCGAGUCGGAACCUCGCGUGAUCCCGCGCGAGCACCAGCUCAACUUCUCGUGGAAGACCGGGUCCGCCGUCAUCGCGCUCUUCCUGACCUCCUUUGUGGCGGUCAUGGUGGCGCGCGGGGUGCUGGCUCACCCGCCGCUGCUCUACCGGCUGUUCGCGAACCUGUACCUGGCGGGGACCAUCAUCUUCGGGGGCGGGCCGGUGGUGAUCCCGCUGCUGCGCGAGUACGUGGUGGCCGAGGGCUGGGUCAGCCCGCGCGACUUCCUGAUCGGGCUCGCGCUCGCGCAGGCCUUCCCCGGCCCCAACUUCAACUUCGCCGUCUUCCUCGGCGGGCUCACCGCCGCCAACAGCGGCCUGCCCUCCGCCGCCGGCGCCGCCGCUGCUUUCGUCGGCAUCUUCUUCCCCGGCAUGGCCCUCGUCCAGGGCACCAUGGGCGUCUGGAGCUCCCUCCGCAGCCGCCCCUGCGUCAAGUCCGCCGUCAAGGGCGUCAACGCCAGCGCCGUCGGGCUCAUCUACACCGCCGUCUACCGCAUCUGGCUCGUCGGAUACCUCGACGAGGGCUUUCAGUCGGGGCGGAGCCUCGGCGACGACCCCUGGUGGGUUGUCGUCACGACCACUGCCUACGUUGGCGGACGAUACUACGGCUUGUCGGCGCCUGUUGUUAUUAUCCUCGGAGCUGCGCUCGGGUUGGUGAGAUACGGCGUUGUUUCCGGCAGAGGGUAGCGGCGAGAAGCAUCUCCGACCUCACUCUAGUCCUCCACUCCCGGCUCCUGAAUAAGACAAAUGUGCCCUGCGUCAAGUGCCUUCUUCGCAAUG
This is a messenger RNA of Durotheca rogersii, 2067 nucleotides long. Its product is annotated as chromate transporter-domain-containing protein. Gene Ontology annotation, biological process: chromate transport. Bases 415 to 1974 code for a protein of 519 amino acids. NCBI's taxonomy places the organism in Eukaryota, Fungi, Ascomycota, Sordariomycetes, Xylariales, Xylariaceae. The transcript is spliced from 4 exons. The record is from RefSeq and is a predicted model, not a curated record. Gene Ontology annotation, molecular function: chromate transmembrane transporter activity.